Molecule: messenger RNA, 3096 nt
Organism: Hippoglossus stenolepis (Pacific halibut)
Lineage: Eukaryota; Metazoa; Chordata; Actinopteri; Pleuronectiformes; Pleuronectidae
Gene: fam117aa
Product: family with sequence similarity 117 member Aa
Exons: 8
Coding region: 485-1699 (404 amino acids)
Source: RefSeq, a predicted model, not a curated record
CACUUUGCGCACAGUCCGGACACGAGCAGGAGCGUGUGUCUGUGUGUGUGUCUGUGUGUGUGUGUGUCCUCCUCACACCUCAACAUGAAGGAUCAUUAUGUGCAACUUGUUGUGGUUCACUGAAGAAGCAGACUCCCUCUGCUAAUGCAACUUGAACACAAAGAAUGAGGCAACAUUUAAAAAACACCAUGGUCUUCACCAUCAUCAUCAUCAUCAUCAGAUCGAGCAGGGUGUCCGGCUGUGGGUCGUCCCCCAGGAUGGAGUGAAUGUGGCCGGGAGACGAGAGUCAGGAGCCGUGAGGAAGGACAGCGAAGGACUGAGAGGGAGAGGGAGAGAGAGAGAGAGGGUGUGUGUGUGUGUGCGAGAGAGAGAGAGAGAGAGAGAGAGAGAGAGAGAGAGAGAGAGAGAGAGAGAGAGUGUGUGUUUUCAUAAGCGGAGCUCGGCCGUGGGAGCAGAGCAGAGCAGAGCAGAGCAGAGUGGGGGGAUGUCGGGCAGAAGUGGAGGAGCGCCUCGGGGGUGCAGCAACCCCAGCCUGCAGCCCCUCAAAGCCACAGUCCCAUACCAGCUCCAGAGGGGCUCCGCUCUCCUCUGCAGGGAGGUCAAGACGGCUGACAGGACGGCGGCUCGUCCUCCCAAACCCACCAUCCGCAGAACGCUUUCUUUAGACGCCAUCGUUGGACCCUAUCUGCAGGGACAGUGGCCCAAAGAUGCGGAGAGCGCGGGCGUCACCUGCGUCAACGACAAAGCCACACAGACUCCAAGUUCCUGGGCAGAGGAGAGCCAGGGAAGGAGAAGUGCUGGCGGACACAAGCGCUCGGCGUCGUGGGGAAGUGCAGAACACUUGAGGGAGGUGGCCAAGCUGAGGCACCAGUUGCAGAAGCGCUCUCGCCAUGCCCCUCCCUCAGCGGCGGGGCACGGGCUCCCCCACCCCCCCGUGCCAGCAGGUCAUGCGGCAGGUGUCGCCCAGGCAACGCCCCUGAUGCCCCUGAACCGACUCGCCCCACGACUGAGAUGCAGCGUCGAAGGUCUUAACCUGGAGCUGGAAGACGUGUUUGGGUCUGAGAAACCGGACGAUCAACUUGAGGUUUUGGACAUCCCAGACGGCCACAGGGCUCCUGUCCCUGCCCAGAGGUGCAGCAGUGGCUCUCAGAGCGAGCCCUCCCCCGGGCCCCUGGACCCUUCCCUCCUGUCUCCCUGUCAGUCCCCCUGUCCUCUCGAUCCAGCUCUUCUCUCGCCUUCAAACUCCCCUCAUACCUUGAACCUGUUGCUUUUGUCACCUUCACAGUCUCCCUGUCCCAUCGGAGAGCCAGAGCCAGUGGACUGUGAGUCUCUGUGUCCCUCUCCAUCUUCAAUGCUUCCUACAUUUGCACUGGAUCCUCCUCAGCUGCAGCCCUGCUCCUCUUCUCCUCAGCCCAGUAAAACCUACUCCUUCCAGCGCGAGCCGCCUGAAGGCUGUGAGCGAGUUCGAGUGUGCGAGGAGGCCAUGUCUGCUUGUCUGGAUGGGCCUCUCCUCCAGCGGUCCUGCCCCGACCCCAACAAAGUGAACUUUACUCCCCACGGAGGCUCUGCUUUCUGCCCCGUCAGUCUCCUGAAGCCCCUCCUGCCCUCCAUGGACCUCCUCUUCCGGGGCUUGUCGGUGUCUCCUGUCACCGGCUGCCCGGGACAAGCGUCUCCCACCAGGCACCUCGGCAUGCAGUAGGUGCACAUCUGAGGAGAUCAUCUCAGGACUAAAGCACACUAUUCAGCGGGGACCUGGAGGAACUGGAUGUGUUUUACAUGAAAUCACUUGGCUCAUCACUGGUGUUACGGGGCACGAUCACUGUGAUCGAUAGAAGAGACUUUGAGACCGUUAUCGUCAGACUUCAGACUAACUUUGGCCUGAAAAUCUGGCUGCUUUACUGAUUAUUUCCAACUGCAGGAUGUUUGGAUUCAGCUGAUAUUUACUUCAUAGGCAGUUGAUUUGUUUUGUAAAAUAGUCUUCUCCUAUGUGGGUUGAGGAUUAGACUACAAGCCUUCAGCUCUGGAAAUGUUGGCAAAUGCUAGAACAUUUUUUAGGAACACAGAGGCUUUUUCCUUUUUGAUUUUUAGUUAUUUGCAAACAGCUCAGAGAAAGACUGCAGUCUGCUGGGAGGAUUUUUAGUAUCAACAUGAGUGAAUUCAGAGAACCAAACACAGCUCACGUGUUGACUUGAGUAUUACUUCCUUUACUGUCGCCUGACCCCUGUAAAGCGUGGUUAGGUUGAGGUGAAGUUUCAGCUUCAUAUUUAACAAAAACAAAAUACUUGAUUGGUUUACUCCUGGAGUUUUAUAUGUGUUUGGCCUAUAGUUUACGGCGGCCUACUUUUCUACAAAUGUAUUUCUAGCAAGAUUUAUAUUUUUGUAUCUUUGUAAUGAACUUAUGUGGCUGGUGAUGCUGUUUUUGUUCACUAAGGAAACUGACUUCUGUACGUUGGUGCUUUGUAAGCAGGGAAAUGGUGUUUUAUGAGCUUUACUCAGAGAUGUUCUGUGACCAUGUUUCCCUUCCUAAUGCCGAUUCUGAUACCCGGACAUUGCCUAUCAGCCGAUACAGAAUACAAAUCCGAUACCAGUGCAUUUAAUAGAAUAACAAUUUACAUAAUCUACUUUAACAGUGCACUUGUGCCACUCCUUGAAACUGAAGUCUUGCAUUUGUUGCAUGUCGCCAUUUUACUUGUGGGACUUUGCCGUGGGAAAUAUUGCCAAAUUGUUGACGUUUCAGCUGGCUCUGACAAAUGCUACGUUAAACAGAAAAUUGCAGUUUAAUCUGGGUGAAACUAAUAUACUUUUAACAUGUGGUAUCAGAUCGGUACUUAGGUUUGCGUACUCGACGAUACCCGACCUGGUAUUUCCAGUAGUAUCGGAGGCCUUUCUGAUGCUGGAACAUCUCUAGCUUUACUUGCCUAUGUGGCCAUUGUUCUAAACUGUUGCAACCUCUAUAAUAUUUAGAAUAUCUCAGACUUGAUUAUUGCACCCAUUUCUUUUUUGUUUUACCCUUUUCAGGGUGAUACCAGUUCAGAAUGUUUUGUGUGCUUUUGCUUUUGUUCAGAAAAUAAAAUAAAUUUUUUUUGGACAUUCAAA